AAGAAGAAGAAGAAGUAUGAUUCCGCCUGCCUGAUCCGUUCCCUUAUGACUUUCACGUUUUAAAUGUUUAUUUUGCAGCCGGCAGAACAUUAACUCAAAGAUAUAUGUUAUAUAUUUAUAUUAUAUCUUUACUUUAUAUCGUUGUUUUACAUCAAACGAGUAGCAACAGUAUCUCUGGUCCGGUCUUUUGUCACUCUAAUCAGCUGCUGUGAUAGACAACACUAGUUGUCUAGGCUACCUGUUGUCUUAGCGACGCCAGCUGCUUUUCACACUAGUCGGUGCGUAGUUGCUAUCUCUAGCCUGCAAUGGAUUUGAAUGAGCUGAAAAGAGAAAUGGAGGAGGAGGACACCUGCGACAAAAGGCACAAGAUGUUGAAUGAAGCCGAAAUACAAAAAAUUGAGGAGGAACGACACGAGUUAAAUACCAAAAGAAGCACUACGUGGGCGACAUCAGUGUUCAACGACUGGCUGAAGGAGACGGGUAGGCCUAGCACUACAGAAUAUGGAGCUGAACAGUUAAAUGGACUGCUUCGUUCGUUUUAUCCUUCCGUUCAGACGACAAAGGGUCAGCCUUAUUCCAUCGCUAGUUACCUGUCACUGAGAGCGGGCAUAGCUCGCAAUUUCCAAGAGUUCAACAUCCUAACAAACGAAAAGUUUAAGAGCAGCAAUGACGUAUUUAAGUCCAUAAUCAAAAAGAUGAGGAAGGAAGGCAAAGACAUCAGCCAACAUCAUCCUGCAAUAUCUCCCCCAGACCUGCAGCUCCUCAGAACAACGGAGAUACUCUCACCUAAUACUGCAUAUGGCCUUGUCCGCAAAGUAUGGUUCGACGUUCAGCUCCAUCUCGCCAGGAGAGGAAGGGAGGGCAACCGAGGUUUAACCAAAGAUUCGUUUGUCAUACAAAACGAUGAAAAUGGAAACGAGUACGUGUCACUGGCAUACAACGCCGAUACAAAAAACCACAAGGACGCAAAAGACCCCUCAAAAUCAAAUUACAGUGGCUUCAUGUUUGCGGAACCAGACAAUCCCGCCUGUCCCGUCAAGAGCUUCAAGAAAUAUCUGUCUCUCUGCCCCCCCAAUGCCACGGCGUUUUAUCUACAUCCCUUAAAAAAGGACCAGCAUAUCCUCAAUCAACAACCAAUAUGGUACUCUAGAGAGCCAAUGGGUAGUAAUUACCUCGGGCAACUUUUGCCACAAAUAAGUCAGGCAGCAGGGCUUUCUCAGAGAUACACUAACCACAGCCUUCGCAGCACAGCUGUCCACCUCCUCUCCCAGGCUGGUUUGGAGGCUAGAGAAAUCAUGCCCGUGACUGGACACAGAUGUGAGUCGAGCCUGCGGAGUUAUCGGACCCCAUCCCUCACGGAGAGAGAAAAGCGGAGCAGGGAACUCUCUUCGGACAGCGCAGGUAAGCUUACGUGUAAACUUGGCUACAGUAGCCUAUUUGUGUUGUGAUCAGGCUAAUAUGAAUCAAUAUGGGAGGUAGAUGGACACUCCCAACUGAGAUCGCUCCCGGACGUGUAGUCCCAGGUGUUUCUAUCACUCCCGGACGUGUAGUCCCACCCGAUUAUAUUUCACGUAUUAUCAUACACUGCCACAUACAAGCAAUUUAGGGUUAGGGUUAGGGUUAGGAACACUGACUUGUAUACUAUAGAAGUCAGUGGAACAAAAAACUAACAUCAAAAAGAUAACUAGCUCCGUUAUAUGGCGGUGGGAUCGAUAGUCUGGCUAGUGGGAGCGCGCCGACCAGGGAGCGUCCUGCGUUGGGAGCGACAAUCAGGGAAUCAUAGAAUAUUGUGCUCUGAAUAGUCAGUUGGUUAGCUGGCCAGUUGGUGACCUUAUUAGCGUUUCUGUAACGGUUAUACAUUGUUAUAAAACAGACAGUUUAAAACGCAAACUUCCUCUUGCAAAAUAAACACUUAAAACGAGAAAGUAAAAAAAUAACGGAACAAAUCAUGCAAUUUCUCUUCCGUAUACGUCAUACUGCGCAUGUGCAGUGUGCAAAGGGAACGGAUCGGGCAGGCAGAACCCGUUGGCACCGACACCCAUGACAAAAGCAGCACCGUUUUAUGAGCUGUGAAGGAAUUGAGGGCAAAACGAGGAGGCGAGAAGUUGCUCUGUUGGUAGUGCUAACCGUACUAUUUGGGAACAAGCAUAUUCUCAGGAACAGAAGAAAGGAGAUUGUGGUUUCACGACAGAUUGUUAAAACAUUCGUUGUAAUGGCUUUUCACCCCGCCCCCGUGGCCAUUUUGGGAGUCAGCAGUUGACACUGGAUGGUGCAGGUCGCCAAAGUUUCUCUGUUAAAAACACGUCUGGGUGAGAUUGUGCGAUGUCUCAAAGCUGUUGUGUGGAGAACUGCAACAGCAGACGGUUCGACAAAAGUGGGAACAGAACUGGCAUCCGUUUUUUCCGCUUUCCUCGUUGGAAAAGGCACCAUGGCGAGCAGGCAUCCGAUGUGUCCAAGAGACGUCAGCUGGCCUGGUUGGCUGCUGUUAGAAGAAAGGAUUUCUCUUUUGACAAAAUUCCUGGCACUACGAGAAUCUGUUCUCUGCAUUUUGUCCACGGUGAGCCAUCGUAUGAGAUGCUGGAGCAUCACCCUGAUUGGAAGCCAUCUUUGCUGUUGGGCCACAGCGACGAUCAGGUGCCUGACGAAGGAAGGCCUAAGCAAAAACCCACAGCAAAAACGAAGCAGCAGCAGCAGUGGCACACAUCACCACAUGAAAACCUGUAUGGUGAACCGGUGGAGAACCCAGAAGACCUGGAUGCUAUAGGUGAACCAGCGUACGAGGUGGACGAGGCAGGGCCAGACUGGACCUGUCCCAUCAUGCACAUUGACUCUGAGGGUGAAACCGUUCCGUUUACAGAGGAAGUGCACUCCAUCAAUAGGCCUACCGAGCAGACACGACAGGGGACGUUGACUUGUGAAAGUGAAGAUGAAGGUCGUCGAGGUGAAAGUCAUCGUGAUGAAGGUCGAGAUGAAGGUCGCGAUGAAGGUCGCUCGAGUUGGGAGCAGGCCACGGCAGAGGCUCUCCGGAAGCUGAAGGCGGCGGGCGUUACCCCGACAACUGAGGAGACGGCCCAGAUCAUCAUGGGCAGCCUGAAGGACGCCAACGACGCCCUCCACGCCCAGACCUGCACCCUGCGCACGCAGCUCGAGACUGCACGCUGCAAACACCAGCAGCAGAUUUGGGCACUGCACGAGAAGCUGAGAUUGAAGGCGGUGGGAGUGGCCCCUUACGGAACCUCCUCUUCCUCUACGGCCGAGACCUCCCAGGUCAUCAUCGCCAGCCUCAAGGACGAGAAUGGCUCCCUCCAUAGGCAGGCUGCCAAACUGCAGGCACAGCUGAAAGAGGAGCAACUUAAACACGAACAGGAGGUCCAGGCUCUUCACGACAUCAUAGAGGCCAUCCAGCAGGACUCUCUGCAGCCUAUGCAGCAUUGGCGACUGGACAUCUUGCAGAACAGGCGCCACGGACAGCCAGUCCGAGUGCCAGGCACGCGGAGCACCACCCUGCGCUCGCAGCUGGACACGGAGCGGAGCGAGCACCGGCAGGAGGUGCUGCAUCUGCACGAGAAGCUGGAGGCCAUGCAGCGGAGCAUGGAGGACAUGCAGCAGAGGAUGCAGACCAUGGAGCACGCCAGGGGUGGGUAUAGGCAGCAGAGGAUGCAAAUCUCAAAAGAAAGUGAAUAAAGAAGCACUCAUCAGA
Engraulis encrasicolus (European anchovy) is the source of this 3700-nucleotide messenger RNA. RefSeq lists its product as uncharacterized. Lineage: Eukaryota; Metazoa; Chordata; Actinopteri; Clupeiformes; Engraulidae. The record is from RefSeq and is a predicted model, not a curated record. Gene Ontology annotation, biological process: DNA integration; DNA recombination. The coding region runs from base 2323 to 3684 and encodes 453 amino acids. Gene Ontology annotation, molecular function: DNA binding. The transcript has 7 exons.